AUGCUGAAACAACUACUUCAAGGGCAAGCUGAUGGUGUAGUGGACACAAGCAAAAAGCUAGCUUACAUCAACUCCAAGAUCGAGAAUCUCAACACAGGAGUUUACUCUCUGGAGAAUCAUGCUUCUUCUGUUGCUGCUGCUACAAAGCAAGGACAACUACCUCGUAAAGCAAUUCAGAACCCCAAGGAACAGUGCAAGGUCAUCUUCACUCAAGAAGGUCUUGCUGAAGAGGAGGAUCAAAAGAGAGUCAUGGAAGAGUUUUGUUUACUGCUGAAUGAUGAUUAG
Molecule: messenger RNA, 285 nt
Organism: Microthlaspi erraticum
Lineage: Eukaryota; Viridiplantae; Streptophyta; Magnoliopsida; Brassicales; Brassicaceae
Source: the annotation of a GenBank genome assembly